GGCCAGAUGUUAAGGCUUUCUUUGCGACCAGCUUUGGAGCAGCAUAUAAAGUCGGCAAAUCACCACCACGACGACCAGCGUCCCAAUCACUUUUUUCGCAUCCGUUUCCUGGCCUGGAAGAUAGCUCUUCCAUCGCCGUUUUCCCCUUCUUGAAUUCCUGUGCAAACCUCAAGAUUCUAAUAAAGCCAUUUUUUAGAUACAUUAGCAUAACAAAACCCUUUCCUAUUGUUUCCGAGUUUACUCGAUUCGGAUCACCAUUUUCCAACCCGGUUCGAUUCGCACGGACAUCGAUGGCACUCUCGGCAUCUGACGUACCGGCGAUGUACUCGUUGCUCGCUAAUUCAAUGAGCGGCGAAGAGAGCGUCCGCAAACCGGCCGAGGCGGCGCUCUCUCAGUCAGAGAGCAGGCCUGGCUUCUGCUCUUGUCUCUUGGAAGUAAUUAUGGCAAAGGAUUUAGUAUCUCAGGUGGAUAUCCGGUUGAUGGCUUCGGUGUACUUCAAGAAUAGUGUUAAUCGGUACUGGAGGAAUAAGCGCGAUUCUUCGGGAAUCGGCAGCGAGGAGAAAAAACACCUGAGACAAAAACUGUUGUCGCACUUGAGAGAGGAGAAUUAUCAGAUUGCUCUAAUGUUGGCUGUGCUCAUAUCCAAAAUUGCUCGUAUUGAUUACCCCAAAGAAUGGCCAGAGCUCUUUUCUGUUUUGGCACAUCAGCUUCAAUCAGCAGAUGUUCUUACUUCCCACCGGAUUUUUAUGACUAUUUUUCGUACCUUGAAGGAAUUGUCCAGUAAACGUCUUACUUCAGACCAAAAGACUUUUGCAGAGAUAUCAACACAUUUCUUUGAUUAUAGCUGGCAUGUUUGGCAGAGAGAUGUGCAGACCAUAUUAAAUGGUUUCUCUACCCUCUCUCAAAGCUAUAAUUCGACUGAUCCAAACCAUUAUCAUGAUGAACUUUAUCUAAUAUGCGAGAGGUGGUUGUUGUGCUUAAAGACUAUACGACAGCUUAUAAUUUCAGGGUUUCCAAGUGAUGCAAAAUGUGUACAGGAAGUCCGGCCAGUCAAGGAGGUCUCUCCUGUUCUCUUGAAUGCGAUUCAGUCCUUUCUUCCAUACUAUUCGUCUUUUCAGAAGAUGCAUCCUAAAUUUUGGGACUUCACAAAGAGGGCAUGCACUAAACUGAUGAAGGUCUUAGUAGUACUACAGGGAAGGCAUCCUUUUUCAUUUGGGGAUAAAAGCGUGCUCCUUCCAGUUAUGGAGUUCUGCUUAAACAAGAUAACAGAGCCUGGGCCAGAUUUGUUGUCAUUUGAGCAAUUCUUGAUUCAAUGUAUGGUGAUGGUGAAGUGUGUACUGGAAUGUAAAGAAUACAAGCGUAUUCUCACUGGUCGGGUAAUGGAUGAAAAUGGAAUUACACAAGAGCAGAUCAAGAAAAACAUUUUGAAUGCUGUUGGUGGUGUUUUGACUUCAGUUUUGCCUGAUGAAGGAAUAGUUCUUCUAUGUAAUGUAUUGAUAAGAAGGUACUUUGUUCUGAAUGCAAGUGAUUUGGAGGAGUUGUACCAGAACCCUGAAUCUUUUCAUCAUGAGCAGGAUAUGGUUCAGUGGACUGAAAAAUUGAGGCCGUGUGCUGAAGCUUUAUACAUUGUAUUGUUUGAAAAACAUAGCCAACUACUUGGUCCUGUUGUGGUUUCCCUUCUUCAAGAGGCAAUGAAGGGUUGUCCGACUUCGCUGACUGAGAUCACGCCAGGGUUGCUUCUAAAGGAUGCUACUUAUGGUGCUGCUGCUUAUGUUUAUUAUGAGCUCUCAAACUACCUGAGCUUCAAAGAUUGGUAUAAUGGAGCAUUAUCCCUAGAACUCUCAAAUGAUCAUCCGAAUAUGUAUAUCAUCCAUCGGAAAGUUGCGCUUAUAUUGGGACAGUGGGUUUCUGAGAUUAAAGAUGACACAAAAAGACCAGUAUACUGUGCUUUGAUCAAAUUGUUUCAAGACAAAAACCUUUCUGUCAGGCUGGCAGCCUGUCGAUCUCUGUGCUUACAUGUUGAAGAUGCAAACUUUUCAGAACGAGAAUUUAUUGAUCUGCUUCCAGUAUGUUGGGUUUCAUGCUUUAAGUUGGUUGAAGAAGUUCAGGAGUUUGACUCAAAGGUUCAGGUUUUGAAUUUGAUUUCUGUUCUUAUUGCGCAUGUUAGUGGAGUCAUUCCAUUUGCAGACAACUUGGUUCAAUUCUUUCAAAAGGUUUGGGAGGAAUCUUCUGGUGAAAGCUUGCUACUAAUUCAGCUUCUUAUUGCUUUGCGGAACUUUGUGGUUGCUCUUGGUGGUCAAUCACCCGUUUGCUACAACAUGCUACUGCCGAUUUUGCAGAAAGGAAUUGAUGUAAAUAGCCCAGAUGAACUUCUAGAGGACAGCAUGCUGUUAUGGGAAGCCACACUUUCUUAUGCCCCUUCAUUGGUGCCUCAACUAUUGGCAUGUUUCCCAUAUCUUGUGGAAAUCAUGGAAAGAAGUUUUGAUCACUUGCAGGUUGCUGUCACCGUAAUUGAGGAUUACAUUAUUUUGGGUGGAACUGAGUUUCUACAGAUGCAUGCUUCUAGUGUAGCUAGAAUUCUUGAUCUGAUUGUUGGAAAUGUCAAUGACAGAGGGAUUCUUUCAACUCUUCCAGUCAUUGAUACUCUAGUACAGUGUUUCCCUGCAGAAGUGCCUCCAUUGAUCAGCAGCACUUUACAAAAAUUGAUUACUGUAAGUUUGAGAGGAGGAGAUGAUCGUGAUCCUUCUAAGACAGCUGUUAAAGCAUCUUCUGCUGCCAUCCUGGCAAGGCUUUUGGUGAUGAAUACCAAUUACCUUGCCCGGUUAACAUCAGAACAAUCAACUUUUUUACUGCUCCAGAAGGCGGGUAUUCCAAUCAAAGACAAUAUACUUCUUUGUCUGGUUGAUGUCUGGCUUGACAAGGUAGACAAUGUAUCUUCCAUACAAAAGAAGGCAUUUGGCUUAGCCCUUUCGAUAAUUCUCACAUUGCGACUGCCUCAAGUCCUCGAUAUGCUUGAUCAGAUUCUGACUGUAUGUACAACUGUAAUUUUGAGUGGAAAUGAUGACUUGGCUGAGGAAGAGUCCAGUGGCGAGAAUCUGAGCUCCAGCAGGUCCCAUGGUGAGGGAAGCAUUCCGAGUAUAGAGCUAAGGAGAAGACAGAUCAAGUAUUCUGACCCAAUAAAUCAGAUAUCAUUAGAGACUUCAGUCAGAGAAAAUCUUCAAACAUGUGCUACACUUCAUGGAGAAUCUUUUAAUACAGCUAUUGGUAGCAUGCAUCCAGCAUCAUUAGAACAAUUGAAACAGGCAUUGAAGAUGCCAUAGUUCGUGAAGCACUCAAUUAUUCUUAUCAACUGGUGCCCUUUUUGUCGGAGGCUCUUCAAGUCUUCCGUUGUUCCAUAGAUCUAAAGAUAUGAUGAUAUUGAAGCUUCUGGGAUUGGAUGUGCGAGUUCUACAUCCUUUCUUUUCUAUGCUGUUUGCGAUGGGCUUUGGUUUAAGGUUGUAUUUUGAAAUUCAUUUGUAUGUGCAAAUUUGACAACAUGAGACUUUGUAAAUAGGUUGCGAAGCUGUACGUGUUGUAUACGGGGGGGGUGUAGAGGAUGGCGGAUGUGAGUUGAGAGGAGUGCAAACAAAUGAAAUGAAAUUCCUUUUUUAAUUUUUCCAGAAAAUGAAGGGAAGAAAAUGCAAGUCAGUUCUUUCACCA
Messenger RNA from Carya illinoinensis, 3699 nucleotides. Its product is annotated as importin-11. Gene Ontology annotation, biological process: protein import into nucleus. Gene Ontology annotation, molecular function: small GTPase binding. Gene Ontology annotation, cellular component: nuclear envelope; cytosol. Bases 291 to 3320 code for a protein of 1009 amino acids. NCBI's taxonomy places the organism in Eukaryota, Viridiplantae, Streptophyta, Magnoliopsida, Fagales, Juglandaceae. The record is from RefSeq and is a predicted model, not a curated record. The transcript has 24 exons.